ACUAAUUACCUUUUUUAAUUUUGCAUGGUAUCGAAGAUCGGGGAAAGUACCGCUGGUCGCAUUACUUCUCCCCAAUAACUAAUUACCUAUAAUUAUUCAUAAUAAACAAAUAUUGGUAAUAAUAUUUGUAUUAAUAUGGCCAUAAGCUGUUUUUUGUUGUCUUGUAAGGGGUUAAAACGGUUGGAAUGGUUGGUUGAAACACGUGUGUUUUUAGGUUUGGAGGAAUUUCGAAUUGGGAACCCGUAGGUUUCUGCCAUGCCCAGUCGGGGGAUGGCGGCCUCACUCUCUUGAGUCUAGACCAGUGUUUUCAACCUUUUUACUGUGGCCAGUGGCGUGGUGAACGGUAAUUUCAGAGGCAAUUGCUUCUGAGAUUUUUUUUAAAUAGAGGGGUGGGUGCCCACUGUGCAAUUUAGGUUACAGAACAUUGUUGCGAUGUAUGAUAUAAGUUGCAAUGCUAACAUCGCACCUCGACGUUACCAAAACAUCGUGUUGAACGGUUUAGUUUACAAAUAUUUUAAGUUUAUAUAUAAACAACCCAGAAACGUUGACGUUUCAACAUCUCUGAAACAAGUUGCUGUAACAGUACAACAACAGCGUAGUGAUGUGACGGAGAACUAUAUUUAUAUUUUUAAUAAUAAUAAUACUAAUUAUUAUUCAAUUAUUAUUUAUAAAUAGACAAAUAUGGUGGUAUUUUUAUAUUUUUUUUAGCUAUAUCCCACGCUCGCCGCUAAAGCGCGGCUAUAGCUAACCCACCCACAGGCCAACAGUCACCAACAUAAUAUUUUUAACACUGCAUAUUAGGUAUUGCAUUUUCAACUGUAACAAGUGACGCAAUUACUAUUGUAAACCGUUUUUAUCCGUCUGUGCAUUAAACGUUUUUUUUUAUUUUUUAAUAUUCGACUACCUAUACUAGCUGUACUAUAGUACCUAUAGGCUAUAUUACGUACGAUGACUGAAACUAGUUUAAAAAAGUUGUGGAUUGUGGCUGUGUUCUCCGAGACCCGUGAUUACAGUGUUAUACCUUGUAACUGGCUGACCGAACCCAUUAAAGAAAACACCAGUAUAUCAUAUUGUAAAUGGCCGGAGUACCCAGUAACCAGCACACAUUUGCAAGAGGCACAAAACCCUAUGCCGAACUGGGACACUUAUAAAAUUAAAAUUUUGAAUGGCAACAAAACAUAUGGUAAUUUUAACAAGGCAUGGCAUACCCAUGUUAAAAUUAAGUAUUCGUCCACAGAGACUGACGAUUAUAUCAAAACCAAGAAAAAACCAAAAUUUAAUAUGUCUUCCUCUGAUGAAAGUUAUGACUUAGAUCCUGGAUAUUCAAUAAUGCCCAUCACAUCGUCUGCAUCUCAUGCCAUUAGUGUAUCUGAAACGUUUAGUCCAGCUACUACCAACAAUGAGAACAUGGUUCACUAUACAAAUUUAUUGCCAAUAUCUACACUAGGUACGCUGACCAAUAAUAUACCUGCCACUGUUACGUCAGGUGCACUGACCAAUAAUAUACCCGGCACUGUUACCUCAAAUAAGUCUCAAGAUAGUCAAGAAUUACUAUAUUCUACAAAUAUUAAUAAUGAUCUGCUGUCCAAUUUCAAUGAACUUGUAUCGUCUCAGCAUAAUAUUUCAGAACUAGAUAGUAUUACUCCACAAUCGUCAUUUAAGUCUAAAACAUGUAUGGACCCUCAACACAUAGAUAUAUUAGAGAAGAUAAACCAAGGAAUUGUUGAAAAUAAUCUAAUGUUAAGACGUUUACUGGCAAAAAUGGAGGUGAUGGAAAGAAACCAAAAAGUAAAAUGUACUGGAGGCGAUAUAUUCUUGAGCCCAGCAUUUAUUGCACAGUUCCCUAUUAUAGAUUUAGAUAAAUUCAAAUUAGUGGAAGAUUGUAUAUUAAAUGAGCCAGAAUAUGUUCCAAAAUUGAAAAGUUUUAUAAAAACAAUUGGUGGAACGGACUUAAAAAACAAUGUUGUAAGGAUUUUGUCUAAACUAAUAACAAACCAAUAUGCCAUAACAUGCUCCUGGACUGGUAGAGGAAAACAUAUUGAUACCAGAAUAGGAGAUUCUGGAUUAAUGAACUCAAUCAAAAAUGUUAUUAAAGAAAUUUAUUCCAAUAAUUACACAGACUCCGAAUUCGAAAAAAUAGUGGCUGACUGGUUCCGUCAUGCCAACACAAGGUUUUCAAGAACAAAAUAAAAAUGUUCACAGCUGUUUUUAUUAUUUUUUUGUUUAUAUACAAUUCUGUAAGGCCAGAAAUUACUCUGUACAAGUAUUUUAUUAUAAUUUUUAUUGAAGUACAGAAAUAUUAUUUUUAUCAUUACUUAACAUAAUUAAUUUAAAACAGACAU
Acyrthosiphon pisum (pea aphid) is the source of this 2342-nucleotide messenger RNA. RefSeq lists its product as uncharacterized. The transcript is spliced from 7 exons. NCBI's taxonomy places the organism in Eukaryota, Metazoa, Arthropoda, Insecta, Hemiptera, Aphididae. The record is from RefSeq and is a predicted model, not a curated record. The coding region runs from base 949 to 2190 and encodes 413 amino acids.